This is a messenger RNA of Acipenser ruthenus (sterlet), 6395 nucleotides long. RefSeq names its product collagen alpha-1(XIV) chain-like. The coding region runs from base 177 to 4973 and encodes 1598 amino acids. Gene Ontology annotation, molecular function: protein binding. Lineage: Eukaryota; Metazoa; Chordata; Actinopteri; Acipenseriformes; Acipenseridae. The record is from RefSeq and is a predicted model, not a curated record. The transcript has 43 exons.
AAUAUCACAUAAAUCCGCUGUAAAAAGAGAGCGAGCCAUACAAACUAGCGCCGUCAGUUAAGUUAGGCAUGAUUUCAUAAGAGCCUUGGAAUGUAGAAUAGAAGUUUACCUUUCUGGACAGAAAACAAGACACAGAACGGGACGUUUCUUCAGGUCUUCAGUCGCUGUUAUUCACUAUGGCUGCUAGCAGUUACAUCCUGAUUACUUGCCUGACAGCUGUUGCUCACCUCACUAACGAAGUCGAAUGCCAAGGAGACAACCUGGUGGCCUCAAUGCAGCUCGCAACCAUCUCUCUGGUGCACCACGGUGUAACCAUUAACCUGCCCCUCUGCAACACUGCAUCCCCAGUGGAGAUGAGAAAUCCACACGCUGCAGCCAUGCCAUGCACUUCAGUGGUGGUGAUGAAGCAAAGUCCCUUUACACAAUUGAGCAAGUUAAAGCUGACUGUUCUUUCUGAAGACAGACUUCAAAUGAAAUGGAAAGAAGCUGAAGGAACUAUUCAGGGAUACAAAGUGAAAGUGAAGCCCUUAUCAGCCGAAACUGAACACGAAAUGAUGCUGAAAACCAACACAGCCAAAGCCACUGUAGCUGGCCUCAUUUCUACUCAAGAAUAUGCACUUCAGAUCUUUGUGUUAAAUGGAACACAGGAGCGUUUGUUAGCCAAACGAAAGUUUACUAUUGACAACUUGAGGGAAGAAUCGAAAAACAGAAGUGAAAAAAAAAAUGAAAGAAGAAGAACAGCCUCACGAGAGUCAGCAGUGGAGAAUACAACAGAGGCAGUGGAGUCUGCAAGCCCAGUGCUGUACGAAGACCCCCACAAACCAGCUAAGGCUCCAAGAAAUGAAACUGCUAGAAAAAGUUCAAAAGGCAGAAAGAAAAACCGAACGGGGACUGAAGUGCUGAAGAAAGUGGAGAAAAAGGAAGGCAAAUCGGAGAGCGAAAGCAAGGAGAAAGCAAAGGAAACGCUCCCCGCACAGGGUGGAGCAGGAGCAGGGAAAGCCUCCGUGUGCCAGACAGCGGCUCCCGCAGACAUCAUUAUUCUCAUUGAUGGCUCAUGGAGUAUCGGUCGCACAAACUUCAAACGGGUUCGAGAGUUUUUAGAAAACUUGGUCAUGCCAUUCAAUAUUGCACAGGACAAAAUACGAAUAGCUUUGUCCCAGUACAGCGGGGAUCCCCGAACAGAAUGGAAUCUCAACAAUCACACCAACAAAGCUGAACUUCUACAGGCUGUUCGAACCUUCCGAUACAAGGGGGGCAACACCUUCACGGGUCUUGCUCUGACACACGUCCUUGAAGAGAAUCUGGCAGUGGAGUCGGGGGCGCGGCCGGGGCUCCCUCAGUUUGUGGUUCUGCUCACCGACGGUAAAUCUCAGGAUGACGCCAAUGCUUCAGCUCAGAAUCUGAAGAACGCUGGUGUUGAAAUCAUUGCGGUCGGUGUGAAGAAUGCAGAUGAAGCUGAGCUCAGACAGAUUGCCUCUGAGCCCAUUGAGGUGAAUGUGCACAAUGUGAAUGACUUCCCACUGUUGAGCCUGCUGGUGGACAGACUCGUCAGGAUCCUGUGUGGAAGAAUCGAAGAGAGGAGCAAGGGAGCGAUGAACAGACCCACACAACUCUAUCCUGCUCCAACAAAUCUGCUUUUCUCUGAGCUGACAGCCAGGAGCUUCCGAUUGAGCUGGACCGCUCCCCCCGUGCCCGUCAACAAAUACAGGGUGGUCUAUCACAGUGCCAGCGGAGGCAGCCCAAGGGAGGUGGUGUUGAACGGGCUGGUCUCCAGCACUGUCCUGCAGGGACUGUCCUCCCUCACAGAGUACCACGUCUCAGUGUUCCCUGUUUAUGAAAAGAGCGUUGGGAGCGGACUGCGAGGAUCACAGACUACAUUGCCUCUGGCGCCCCCACAGUCUCUCCAUAUAUACUCCUCAACUCACAACAGCCUACGAGUCCGCUGGCAGCCAGCAGGGGGAGCCACGCAGUACCUGGUCCUGUAUUCCCUGCUGUCGGAGGGAGAACCGGAUGAUGGCAGAGAGGUGAAGUUUGAGCCGGAGCAGACAGACAUUGAGAUUGAAGGCUUACAGCCCUCGACUGCGUAUUCUGUAACUGUGUACGCCCUGUAUGGGGAGGAGCCCAGUGAUCCUGUCACUGCAACAGGAACCACAUUGCCUCUGAAUCCUCCCAAAAGCCUGUAUUUCCCAGAGGUGAGCCACAGCAGUGUGCGAGUCAGCUGGGUCCCGGCUUCAGAGAGAGUGAGCCGACACCGCAUCACCUACAUCACAAACCGGGGCAGUGACGUCAAACAGGUAGAAGUUGUUGGCACAUCAUCAGUGCUUCUCCGAAACCUCUCGUCGCUGUCCAGCUACACUGUGACUGUCCACUCCAUGUACGAUGAAGGACUCUCCGCUCCAACAGAAGGCAACAUCACCACCUUGAAGGUCCCGUCACCGUCCGAUUUCAAAGUGACCAACUUCUCUGGCAAGGUGCUUGUGCUGAAGUGGAAGAGUGCAGCUGAAGACGUCCUCUCCUAUCAGAUCAAGUGGAUCUCUCUCAGCGGAGGCAAGCUGAACGAGCUGACAGUGAGUGGAGAUGCAGAAUCGGCAGUGCUGGAGGCAGUGGAUGACAAUGCUGAGUACCAGAUCUCCCUGUCUGCCCUCUACAGUGAUGGAGCUCAAAGCGACGCAGUGGCAGCUCGUUACAGCACCUUUUCAAGAACUGCCCCAGUCAGUGUGGUAAUAGACAGUGAGACAGCAACAAGCCUUGUGGUGAGAUGGCAGCACCCUAAUGCCCAUGUGCAACAGUACAGGGUGGCCUACACAGCUUUGAGAGGAGAGCCAAGGGAGCACAUUAUAACAGUUCCAGCUAGAGACAGCAGUGUUCUACUGAAGUCCUUGGUCCCAGACACUCAAUACAGCGUCCUAGUAACAGCAGUCUAUGGCACAAGAGAAGGGGACAGCGAAUCUGCACAAGGAAAAACAUUGAAGCUGCGAGUGUCCAGUCUGAAUGUCUACAAGUCUGAUCACUCCAGUCUGUGUGCUGCAUGGAAGCUGAGCCCAGAUGCCACCAGUUACAGGAUUGUGUUGGAGUCUCUGAAAGACAGGAAGCCGGUGGAGCAGGUCCUGGAUGCAGGCUCUAAUAGUCAUUGCUUCACGGAGCUGCAGUCUGCAGUGAUGUAUCGGGUCAGUGUGUACGCACAGCUGCAAACUGCAGAGGGGCCUCCAGUCACCGUGCUGCACUCCACAAGCUCUGCUACAGCAAAGCUACCGUCUUCUCCCAGAUUCAUCCCUAAGAACAAUGAAGUGUGUCCAGAAGUCAACAUGAGAAACUACCUCGUCAAAGGGUUUAACAUGAUGGAAGCGUUUGGACUGACCCAGGCUGAGUAUUCCUCCGUGGAGGGCGUGUCUGUGGAGCCCUUUGUCUUCAGCGACGUUCCCUCUUACACUGUUUACAAGGACGUGCAGCUGACACAGAGCACCAGUCUCAUACACCCUGCUGGGAUCCCACCAGAGCACACUAUUAGCUUUUUAAUAAGGCUCCUCCAAGACACGCCCAAGGAGCCGUUCGCAGUCUGGCAGAUCACAGAUGAGGACUUCCAGCCACAAAUGGGAGUAGUGCUGGACUCUGGCAGGAAAACCCUCAAGUACUUCAACCACGAUUACAGGCGAGCGAUUCAGGAAGUGACCUUCGACCAGCCGGAGCUCAGGAAGCUGUUCUAUGGGAGUUUUCACAAGGUGCACGUGGUUGUAAGCCAGACCAAUGCUGUUCUUUACAUUGACUGCCAGCAGAUUGCUCAGAGCUCAGUGAAUCCUCUAGGAAACAUUCCCACUACAGGCUUUGAGAUGCUUGGCAAGCUAGUGAAGACCAGGGGACCCAGGAGUGGAUCCGCACCAUUCCAGAUCCAGUCCUUUGAGAUUGUGUGCAGCACUUCCUGGGCUUCCCAAGAUGCCUGCUGUGACAUCCCAGCCCUGAGGGACAAGGAGAGCUGCCCACCUCCAGCCCACGCCUGCACCUGUACCUCUGAUAUCAAGGGGGCGCCAGGACCCCCAGGACCCCCAGGUCCUCCCGGGCCAAGGGGCUCCAGAGGUGACAGUGGGGAACAAGGAGAGAAGGGAGAGCCCGGACCUCCAGGGAAGCCGGGGCCCGAUGGAAGGGGAGGUCCACUGGGGUCCCAGGGGCCAAGUGGAAUGGCUGUCCGGGGGCCUGAGGGCCCUCCUGGGAAGAAAGGAGAAAAAGGAGACAGUGGUAAACCAGGACUGCAGGGUCCCCCCGGCCCUCCAGGGCCUAAAGGAAGAGACGGAUUACCAGGCCCAAAGGGGAUCCGAGGAGUGGAAGGUGUGGCGGGCCCUGGGGGGCCCUCAGGACCAAGGGGAUUUCAAGGAAUGCCAGGGUCCCCAGGUGGAGGAGGGGACAGAGGACCGCCAGGCCCAGUUGGACCCAUAGGGCUCCCUGGUCACAAAGGAGAGCGAGGAGAAAAGGGUGAACCGCAAUCCUUAGCUACCAUUUAUCAACUUGUAACCCAGUCCUGUGAACAACUUGUCCAUACGCACGUGAUGAAGUUUGACUCCCUCCUUCAUGAAAUGCAGAACCCGGCCCCACUGAAGGAGGAGGUGGGGCCUAUAGGGGAGCCAGGCAUCCCGGGACCCACCGGCCCCAAAGGAAGGAGGGGGGCUCCGGGGAGAGCUGGGGCAGCAGGAGACCCUGGCAAGCCUGCAUACCCGGGAGAGCGAGGAAGACCAGGGCCAGUCGGUGAGAAAGGAACUCAAGGGCCCAACGUGCAAGGGCCCAGGGGGCCACCAGGGCCACCAGGUCCUCCAGGGGAAAUGAAGGUGGGGCCGAGGGGGCCGGAGGGAGUGCCUGGGCAGCCAGGAGCCCCGGGGCUGAAGGGGGCCGUGGGGACACCAGGAGAGCUGGGCCCCCCUGGGGGCUGUGACAGCAGUGGGUGUCAGAGGGGAGAACCACGAGGUGAUGCUUAUUUUGACUACUGAGCCUGAAACUCCACAAUGAGGUCUGAUGAAGCCUGAAACUCCACAAUGAGGUCUGAUGAAGCAGUGUUUAUGGAUUCACCUGCAAGUUCAGGGUUGACGUGUCUAUGUAGUCACUUUGGGUCUUUGAAAAGGAGAGGGCUAAACAAGGAAGGUAGAGGGUUUCUAUGAACACAAACAGCACUGCUCAGACACGAGCAAAUCAAAUAUUAACCUGAUGAAAGAGAAAAACUAAGUGACGUGUGAAGGAGGCUGUCACGAGUGAAAGUUGAGGCUCUCCUCACCGUUGCAAUAACAGUUUUGGUGAUGCAUAUUGUUUUACUGUAGAAAGCUUUGUCAAAAUCAUUGUCAUUCACUGUGUGUUCAUAUUAAGCAAAAAUAUUGUUUCAGUAAUGUAUGAAUUCCUAAGUCACCUGUCAAUACAAUAUUGCACAGUUUACUUCUGCGUAGUCCUUGGCCUUCAUGUACUUACGGAGGGAAACAUUGCUUGUCUUUUUUAAGCAGAGAAACUGUACAUUUAGCUUCCAGAGCCUUGGUUACAAUAGAUCAUCAGUUGCCUGGGUACCUGAAAUAGAUGUUCUUUCUUUCUUCCUUUGUCUGUGUCUGUCUUUCCUGUUUCUUCCUGUCUUCCUGUCUUUUCUUUCUCUCCUUUCACCCCUGGUGCUGCAUUAAACAAUGGUUGUUUAGGAGGAAGAUGACCUGGGCACUACAGAGAUAAAGCUAGCCUCCAAAAGCUUUGCUGCCACUUCAGUUAGUAAAUUAUGUCUAGAGGUUUCCCAUAUUUACUGACAGAGAUGUAAGAUUAAAUCCCCAAUUUCAAUGACUAUCAGUGAUAUCAGUUAUGAUAAUAAAGGCAAUAUAUGAUUAAGAAUGGUAUAGACAACUAGUAGUAUAUGCAUUAAAAUAAAUGAAAUUAGAUAAAUGUAGCCAAUUUAAAGCGAAAAAUGUAUUUUCUAAUGUAUUACAUAAUAAAUACUAACGUGACAUCCUGGAUAGCUGAAACCCACAAUACUUACCAUAUACCAACAAAAUCCACACAAGCAUAGUCACACACACGCACACACACACACACACGCACACACACACACACACACACAAGCGUAGUCACACACACACACACACGCACACACACACAAGCAUAGUCACACACACACACUCGCACACACAAGCAUAGUCACACACACACACACACACGUACGCACACACACACACACACACACACACACACAAGCUAGCUAAAUAAUGUCCAGGUAAUAUGAAGAAUAUCAGUCAUACCUUGCGGUUAAAUGUAAUCCUAAAAGCACUGCAUUUUAGUAUGUAGUACUGUUUGAUACUGUAUCAUAUAUGUUUUUAAUUUGAUGUAUUUCUGUUUCAGAUUUUAGUUUGAUCUAAGAAAAAAUAAAAUCAAAAUGUUGAACUUGUUAA